Vitis vinifera (wine grape) is the source of this 1440-nucleotide messenger RNA. It is a transcript of the gene GT3, whose product is annotated as cinnamate beta-D-glucosyltransferase-like. Gene Ontology annotation, molecular function: UDP-glycosyltransferase activity. The record is from RefSeq and is marked provisional. NCBI's taxonomy places the organism in Eukaryota, Viridiplantae, Streptophyta, Magnoliopsida, Vitales, Vitaceae.
AUGGGUUCUGAAUCAAAGCUAGUUCAUGUAUUUUUGGUCUCCUUCCCUGGACAAGGGCAUGUUAACCCUUUGCUUAGGUUGGGGAAGCGUCUGGCUUCAAAGGGCUUGCUUGUGACUUUCACUACCCCAGAAAGCAUUGGGAAACAGAUGAGGAAAGCCAGUAAUAUCACUGACCAACCAACGCCGGUCGGAGAUGGUAUGAUCAGGUUCGAGUUUUUUGAAGAUGGGUGGGACGAGAACGAGCCCAAGCGCCAAGACCUCGACUUGUACUUGCCACAGCUGGAGCUCGUGGGCAAGAAGAUUAUUCCUGAAAUGAUCAAGAAGAACGCUGAACAAGAUCGUCCUGUUUCGUGCCUCAUCAACAAUCCAUUUAUUCCAUGGGUCUCUGAUGUUGCAGCUGAUCUUGGACUUCCCAGUGCCAUGCUUUGGGUUCAAUCUUGCGCUUGCUUUUCUACUUAUUACCACUACUACCAUGGCUUGGUCCCUUUUCCCUCCGAGGCUGAGCCCGAAAUCGAUGUUCAACUGCCAUGUACGCCUCUCUUGAAGUAUGAUGAAGUCGCUAGUUUCCUGUACCCGACCACUCCAUAUCCUUUCCUGAGGAGAGCCAUCUUAGGCCAGUACAAGAACCUGGACAAGCCCUUCUGUAUAUUGAUGGAUACAUUCCAAGAGCUGGAACCCGAAGUCAUCAAAUACAUGUCCAAGAUCUGCCCAAUCAAGCCUGUAGGACCUCUAUACAAGAACCCCAAAGUGCCAAACGCCGCUGUCCGUGGCGACUUCAUGAAGGCCGACGACUGCAUCGAGUGGCUCGACUCCAAGCCUCCCUCCUCCGUCGUCUACAUCUCUUUUGGAAGCGUCGUGUACCUGAAACAAGACCAAGUCGACGAGAUCGCUUAUGGGCUCUUAAACUCCGGCGUGCAAUUCUUAUGGGUGAUGAAACCACCGCACAAAGACGCCGGCUUGGAACUCCUAGUUCUUCCAGAAGGGUUCUUGGAAAAGGCCGGCGACAAAGGCAAGAUGGUCCAGUGGAGCCCGCAAGAGCAAGUCUUAGCCCACCCCUCAGUCGCCUGUUUCGUGACCCACUGCGGUUGGAACUCGUCCAUGGAGGCUCUCAGCUCCGGCAUGCCGGUGGUGGCAUUUCCACAGUGGGGAGACCAAGUCACCGACGCCAAAUAUCUGGUGGACGUGUUCAAAGUUGGGGUGAGAAUGUGCAGAGGUGAGGCGGAAAACAAGCUCAUCACCCGGGACGAAGUGGAGAAGUGUCUGAUCGAGGCCACAACCGGUGAAAAGGCGGCGGAGCUGAAGCAAAACGCCAUGAAGUGGAAGAAGGCGGCGGAGGAGGCAGUUGCAGAGGGCGGCUCCUCGGAUCGGAAUCUUCAGGAGUUUGUUGAUGAAGUCAGUAGGAUGAGUAUGGUGCUGGUUUGCCAGUCAAACAAAAUUUGA